This is a messenger RNA of Daldinia caldariorum, 4019 nucleotides long. RefSeq names its product glycoside hydrolase family 115 protein. The transcript is spliced from 3 exons. The record is from RefSeq and is a predicted model, not a curated record. The coding region runs from base 450 to 3710 and encodes 1086 amino acids. Lineage: Eukaryota; Fungi; Ascomycota; Sordariomycetes; Xylariales; Hypoxylaceae.
CUCCUAUCUGACCCACGAGUAGUACCACUCACACCAACCUCCACCGUUUCGAGCUCCUCUACUUUCACCAACGUGGACUCAAAAACCCCAAUGCGGAGUAUUAUUUACGCACGCUAUAGUCAGUUCAGGCACCUUCAAGCUUGGCAAUUAAUACGAUCUUGGGUAGUAUCCCCGAUAUGAACGAAUGGCAUUGCUACCAAAAAACCAUGCGAGUGAGCUGAGCGGAACCGAGAUGUUUCUUCCGCUUUCACGAUGCUGUCCCUGUUAACCGGGGAAGCUCGCUGCAAUCCUGCCGAGACAAGAUAGCUGUGACCUAUAUAUAAUCAUCUAGUGAUUCCCAACUUAGGUGCAAUGUUUAUAUCUGUUCAAGAGACGUUUGGCGCAGUGGGGGCGCUCUUAUACCCCUGACCUGGCGUUGCUUGUUCCUCAAGCCAACUAUACAAUUCGCGAUGCGCCUGCAACCUCGAAGAUAUCCUUUGCUGUCCGUAGUGGCUGGGCUUAUGCCCUUUGCGCACGCCCUCGGACAGCAGCAGAUCAUCAGCUUUACCAGUAGCGACGGCGCUAUUCAAGUAGCCGGAGGAUCGAUUUCUCAGCCCCAGAUUCGAGUUUCAAGCAACGAUUACUGGGGAGUCAUUCGCGCUGCUGGUGAUCUCGCCAAUGACUUUGGUCGAGUAACGGGAACCAACUUCACACUAAGCAACGGCGAACCCGGUGCUGAGCCGGCGUCAUACGAAUAUAGACCAAUUACGCGGAAUUACACGCAUUAUUCGGUUAAUGAUACGCAAUACUUUCGCGGUCCCGACUAUGCCGAUCCGUCGGCUGAAAGUACCGUCAUAAUUGCUGGAACGUUGGGUCAUUCAAAAGUAAUCGACGAGUUGGUCGACGCUGGAAAGCUCAAUGUUUCGGGCAUCGAAGGAAAGUGGGAAUCAUUUACUACUAAGAUCGUCAAAGAUCCAGUCGAGGGAUGCCCAAAAGCAGUUGUCAUAGCGGGCAGCGACCCUCGAGGCACCAUCUUCGGCAUUUACGACAUCAGCGAGCAGAUUGGUGUUAGCCCAUGGUACUGGUGGGCCGAUGUCCCCGUCAAGCAGUCCAAAGAGAUAUAUGUUUUGCCGGAAGAUAAGGUCCAAGGAUCUCCCUCGGUCAAAUAUCGCGGGUUUUUUAUCAAUGACGAGCAACCCGGAUUAUCGGGAUGGGUCCAAUGGAACUACCCGGAUACGCCCUACGGAGUUGGUUACAAUGCCGAUUUCUAUUCAAACGUGUUUGAGCUCCUCCUUCGAUUACGAGCAAAUUACCUAUGGCCGGCUCUUUGGGGUACCAUGUUCGAGAUUGAUGACCCGGCAAAUCAGCCGCUGGCUGACGCGUGGGAGAUCGUUCUCGGAAGCUCUCAUACGGAACCGAUGAUGCGCGCGCAGAACGAAUUCGGCACGUUCUACAUUAACAAGGGCCUCGGUCCCUGGGCAUAUAAUCUCAAUAACAAAACUAUCGACGAGUACUUCGUGUAUGGAGCUCAGCGGGCGAAACCUUAUGCUCGUAAUAGUUUAUGGACUAUGGGCAUGCGAGGAACUGGUGAUACGGCUAUCGAAGGAUUAGGUGUCGAAGUAAUUGUCGAGAUGUUGGAAACUCUGGUCCGCAACCAACGGGCCAUCAUCGAAGACGUGCUUGAUAUCAAAGCCACCGAAGCCCCUCAGUUAUGGUGUCUAUAUAAGGAAGUCAUGUCGUAUAUCCUCCAGGGUCUAACAAUUCCGGAGGAUAUUACUCUUCUUUGGGCGGAUGAUAAUUGGGGUAAUAUCCGAAGAGUCCCAAUCGACAACGAGACGUCGCGAUCUGGAGGGGCUGGGGUCUAUUACCACUUUGACUACGUGGGCGAUACCCGGAACUACAAAUGGAUCAAUACUAUCCAACUGGAGAAGACAGCGGAGCAGAUGCAGCUCGCAUAUUCUCACGGUGCUGAUCGGAUAUGGAUCGUCAACGUUGGCGAUCUGAAGCCUUUAGAGAUCCCGCUCAGCCAUUUCCUAGACAUGGCAUACGAUAUCGAUCAGUGGGGUGUAGAUGGCGUGACGGACUGGACUCUUGCUUGGGCGACUCGCGAAUUUGGGCCCGAGCAUGCCGCAGCUAUUACGGAAACCAUGACGCGCUUCGGCAUGUUCGCCGCGAGGAGGAAAUUUGAACUAGUAGAGCCUUACGUCUAUUCGGUCGUCAAUUACAACGAAGGCGAUGCGAUAUUAGGCCAAUGGCAAGGUCUGGUUGAUGAUGCUGAAGCUAUUUACGACCUAUUAGACGAAGCCUACCAGCCGGCUUUCUUCGAAAUGAUCCUCCAUCCUAUUCUCGGCGGUCAAAUUAUUCACCAAGUCCAUAUCGGCGCGGCAAAGAAUAUGGUUUAUGCGAACCAGCACCGAAAUGCGGCGAACGAUCUUAUCUCCCAGGUCCUAUCGAGUUUCAAUGCCGACGGAAACCUCACAGCGAGAUGGGAUAGUAUAUUAGACGGAAAGUGGGAGAGGAUUCUAGAUCAAACUCACUUCGGAUAUGACGGCUACUGGCAGCAGCCGAUGCGAAAUGUCCUUCCAGCUAUGGCUUACGUCCAAACCGCGGUAUCUUCUAUAGCCGGCAACGUAGGUAUCGCCGUGGAAGGAUCGAACGCUAGCAUUCCAGGUGACGACAAGUAUCACAGUAACUCAGGCAAUACUCUCGUGCUCCCACCGUUAGACCCUUACGGACCGGCGACACGGUGGUUUGACGUAUUCUCUCGGGGUACGUUGAACUGCGACUGGUCAGCCGAAACGGAUAUUUCUUGGGUUAAACUGUCACGAUAUAAUGGGACUGUUGGCCCGGAUAAUGGUACGGAUUCCCGCGUCUUCGUUUCGAUAGACUGGGAGAAUGCACCGAAAAUUGUCAACGACACCGUAGCCAAUAUAAACUACUCGGCGGGUUGCGGUCGCGAAGGCUUCGCAAAUUGGUAUGGCAAACCAAUCGUGCAACUUCCUAUUAAUCUACGAACCGUCCCUUCAAAUUUUACACAAGGGUUUGUCGAGUCGGACAAGCACGUCGCCAUCGAAGGGCCGAAUUAUCAACGUAUCUACACCCCGGCCAGUGUAGCGACAGACUCGAAGGUCGAGUAUCGUACGCUGAAGAAUUACGGGCGCACGCUCGGCGGGGUGACUCUCUGGCCCCAGACCACACCUCCGCAAACCACCGAGUCGGCCCCGGCUCUCGAAUACGACUUAUAUCUAUUUACCAACAUCUCGAAGGCUAACGUCACGCUUUACCUUUCGCCUACCCAGAACUACCUCUCGGAUAAGACGCCUAUCGCGUUUGCCGUAUCUCUAUUCCCCGCAGAUGCAGAGCAGGCCGAACCGCAGGUCGUCCGCUUCGUAGGCGAGAGCGUCGGCGCGGGCAUGCCUCCCGGCUGGGGACGCGCGGUCGCGGAUUCCAUCUGGGGGCUCGCGCCGGGGCAUAACACGACGACGACAUGGAACGUCGCGCAGGAAGGGGCGUACAAGCUUAGGGUCUGGGGACUAGCGCCGAGCGUGAUCGUGCAGAAGAUCGUGCUGGACCUAGGCGGCGUUCGGCCUAGCUACCUCGGCCCCCCCGAGAACUUCCUCGUCGGGAGGGACGAGCUGGGCGUUUACACGCAGACGAGCUUUGCGGAGGGGCCGGGGGUGCUCGGCGGAACGGCGAACAAAGGUGAGAGACUUGGCCGAGAGCACGUUUGAUGUCUAGAUUUUGUUUCGUAUAACCACCCCAUUGAAAGGAAAUUCUCAUUUUUGUUUCCAACUUACGGACUAUUUGUUUACAGCUCUGAUAUGAUAUUAUGAUGAUGCCCGAUGAUAUUGAGAGGUACGGAUCCGUAAACAUAACCUUAUUCAGUACAGGUACCUAAGGUUUGAUUAUCAGUGCGACCUGUUUUCAAGAUUGAAGAUUAUGGGGCAUCGUAGCAUUAACUUUUUUCACCUUGUUGUCCUUGUUGUAAGGCAUGAACUUUUCGUAAAUUAGAUCUCAACACUUAUCUAUAUUCUUCCUAG